AUUUGUUCUCCGCAGCGCCGGGCUAUGAGCGCUGGUCCCUGGCGUCCCGCUCCGGCAAACCAAAGCCUGCGCUGGUUCCCGAGCGCUCUCGGUAGCCUGGCCUCGCCGCGCCCCCUCCUCCGAUGGCGGCGGAGAUCCAGCCCAAGGCGCUGACCCGCAAGCCCAUCCUGCUGCAGCGGGUCGAGGGGUCCCAAGAGGUGGUGAAUAUGGCCGUGAUCGUGCCCAAGGAGGAGGGCGUCAUCAGCGUCUCGGAGGACAGGACAGUUCGUGUGUGGUUAAAGAGAGACAGUGGACAGUAUUGGCCAAGCAUCUACCAUGCAAUGUCUUCUCCAUGUUCAUGCAUGUCUUUUAACCCGGAAACCAGAAGACUGUCCAUAGGUCUAGACAAUGGUACAAUCUCAGAGUUUAUUUUGUCAGAAGAUUACAACAAGAUGACGCCUGUGAAAAGCUAUCAAGCACAUCAGAGCAGAGUGACGAUGAUCCUGUUUGUCCUGGAGCUGGAGUGGGUGCUGAGCACGGGACAGGACAAGCAGUUUGCCUGGCACUGCUCGGAGAGUGGGCAGCACCUGGGAGGUUACCGCACCAGUGCAGUGGCCUCAGGCCUGCAAUUUGAUGUUGAAACCCGGCAUGUAUUUAUUGGUGACCAUUCAGGCCAAGUUACAAUCCUCAAACUGGAACAAGAAAACUGCACCUUGGUCACAACAUUCAGAGGCCAUACAGGUGGGGUGACUGCUCUCUGUUGGGACCCAGUCCAGCGAGUGCUCUUCUCCGGCAGUUCUGAUCACUCUGUCAUCAUGUGGGACAUCGGAGGGAGAAAAGGAACAGCUAUCGAGCUGCAAGGGCACAAUGACAAAGUCCAGGCCCUCUCCUAUGCCCAGCACACGCGGCAGCUAAUUUCCUGUGGCUGUGAUGGCGGCAUUGUUGUCUGGAAUAUGGAUGUUCAGCGGCAGGAGACCCCUGAAUGGUUGGACAGUGACUCCUGCCAAAAGUGUGACCAGCCUUUCUUUUGGAACUUCAAGCAAAUGUGGGACAAUAAGAAAAUUGGCUUAAGACAGCACCACUGCCGCAAGUGCGGAAAAGCCGUCUGUGGCAAAUGCAGCUCCAAGCGCUCCUCCAUCCCCUUGAUGGGCUUCGAGUUUGAAGUGCGGGUCUGUGACAGCUGCCACGAGUCCAUCACGGAUGAAGAACGUGCACCCACGGCUACUUUCCAUGACAGUAAACAUAACAUUGUCCACGUGCAUUUUGAUGCAACCAGAGGGUGGUUACUGACCUCUGGAACUGACAAGGUUAUUAAGUUGUGGGAUAUGACCCCAGUAGUGUCUUGAUGAUGAUGCCUCCUGAGAUCAGAAAGAAAAGUCUUUACUAAAGAAACGGUCGUGCUAAUAAUCCAGAUUGUUGCUGAAGAUAUACAGGAAAGCAGACUCGUGGAAAGAAAAACUGCAGAAUCUAGAUGAACUUUCUGUAUGUAAACUCAUGUGUGGUGGUGAACUAGUGACUGAACUCUUGCAACUUACUCAUACACUAUCAAAGAAGGUAUUUUUUUAAACAAAUGGUUUAUACAGUCUGGCUGUGCUACGUAGUUUUGCGUAUAAUGAAAAACCUGUGUGGGUGUUUUAUUUUUGUAUUUUUUCAAGACUUCAUUUUACUUGUUGCUCCGUGUGUCAGGGAAGUAUCUGUUGAAGGUGUUAGUGGUCAUUAUAACGUAGUUCCUGUGUUCUCUUCACGUAUCUCCAUGUAUCAUGUGGUCGGCAUCUGUUUCUUCUCAUCUCGCUGCAUUUCCUCUAACCAUCGUCUGCUGUUCACCAGCGUCUCUGUACUUCACUGCUGAUUUGCCAUGACUCUGCUUUCAUAUCCUCUUCAGUGGCAAGAUCUGGAAAGCCAUCUGAGUGACUUCCCAACUGCCUCCGUGAUGCACCUGAAGAAUGGUCUGUGUGUCAUGGCAGAUCCACCGGGCUCUGACCCAAUAGAAACGGCCCUGCAUCCUGCCUCAGUGUUCUUUGUCUCUCCCACACUAGAAAUGCGGGAGGAAGCUGCUCCCCACCAUCGUCUUCACACCGGUCCGAUGGUUACAACGCAAAGUUUCAGCCCUCAGUGCCUGGAUCAAUUAGAACUCAGCUGGAACCCCUGGGGCCUUUUAUGUCUUAGUUUAUUUGCACAGCUCUCUCUCCCCCAUAAUAUUUAACCUGAACUGCAGCAGCAACAAAAAGAUCCACAUACAUCAAGGCCCGGUAUCUCUCAGCCGUGCUUCUGCAUAUGAUAUUAACUCUGAACUUGAAGGUGUUCGUUACUAUAAGAUGAUUGUCCUGCUCUAUCCCUCACCAUUUGUAUGUUCUUUCUCUUUAAAAAUGAGCCUGAAGAACACUUUGUUUUUGAGGGAAUUCAGUUGAGCUUAAUAAAGUAAGAUAUUCCUGUUGUAAUGAUUAACUCAGGAUUUUGAAACUCUUAUUUUAAAAACUACACUUUAUUUUCACCUGCGAAAAUAAAAUUAAGCAGCAGUGAACAGCA
This is a messenger RNA of Echinops telfairi (small Madagascar hedgehog), 2505 nucleotides long. RefSeq names its product WD repeat and FYVE domain containing 2 (gene WDFY2). The record is from RefSeq and is a predicted model, not a curated record. The transcript is spliced from 12 exons. NCBI's taxonomy places the organism in Eukaryota, Metazoa, Chordata, Mammalia, Afrosoricida, Tenrecidae. Gene Ontology annotation, molecular function: protein binding; metal ion binding. Bases 123 to 1325 code for a protein of 400 amino acids.